AUGUCUGGCAGACGAAGUCGAGCUCGCAAACCCCGGGCCAGGAGGACGGGCAGGGCACAGAAGACCACGGGCCAGCAGGGCCCUGAGGCCAAGCCGCUGCCCCCUGCCCCAAGGGGCCCUCGGGACGAGGCAGGGGUGGCCCCUGCGGGGCACGUGACUGGCAGCAAGCUGGCUCCCCAGGGACACCCCAGAGUGGCCAGACCAGAGCAGCCACAGGUAGCCAAGAGGCCGGAGAAGGCCACCGCUCUGGGGUCCGAGCUGGCGCCGGUCCCCGCUGCGGACGUGGAAGGCUGCGGGGCAGGCGGCCUCACGCCGGGCUGGGGCCCCGAGCCGCUGAGGCUCCGCGAGGUCCAGCUGUGCCUGGCCCAGAAGCAGCUGCAGCUGGAGGACCGGCGGCGGCGGGUCCAGCUGCAGAUGCAGCUGUGGCCGCAGCAGCUCCGGGAGGAGCAGGCCUGGGUGCAAGUGGAGGGGCUGGAGCUGGCCAUGGCCUUGGAGCAACUGCGGAGCGAGGGCCUUGAGGCGCUUCGGACCCAGGACCGGGUAAGGCCUGGAGGGGGUGUGGAGGUGCGGGAGGCUCCGGACCAGCCCCGGGGGCGUGGUGACCCUGCGGGCCACCUACAGGUCCUGCAGGGCUCCAGGAGGCCGGAGCCCGGUGGAUGUGUGCCGCGGCACACCUGUGGGCCCGCUUUCACGUCUGCACAGUGA
Molecule: messenger RNA, 705 nt
Organism: Eubalaena glacialis (North Atlantic right whale)
Lineage: Eukaryota; Metazoa; Chordata; Mammalia; Artiodactyla; Balaenidae
Exons: 1
Coding region: 1-705 (234 amino acids)
Source: RefSeq, a predicted model, not a curated record